Onychostoma macrolepis is the source of this 5918-nucleotide messenger RNA. RefSeq lists its product as uncharacterized. The record is from RefSeq and is a predicted model, not a curated record. Lineage: Eukaryota; Metazoa; Chordata; Actinopteri; Cypriniformes; Cyprinidae. The transcript has 8 exons. The coding region runs from base 373 to 3051 and encodes 892 amino acids.
GCGCAGCGCGAGAGAGAGGCGGGAAUAACGGAGACCGUUCGCUCGCUCUUUGAUGAUUACCGGGAGCCGUCGCCGCUGGACAGCAACGGAGAGAGCAGCAAACCGCAAAAGAAGAUGGUUCACUUGGGAGACUAGUGAACGAUAAUUACAAGACUCCUACCUGUAAAUUGAAAAAAAUAAAAAAUAAAAAAUAGGUGUUGAAGGCAAACCACAUCUGUGUUUGUUUUCAAUUAAGGACAUAGCUUCAGGAGAAGAAUGAACAUACAACUACGGAAAUUCAAACUGGCCAUGGUGUACUCUGAGAUGAACUGAGCAGCCCCUCGCAGUGAGGAGAACACACCAUCAGAAGAGGGUACAUGCCUUCCUACCAAAAUGAACAGGAGUCCCAAGCCAACUGAACAGGUGAACAGAGCAGUCCCUCGCUGUGAGGAGAACACACCUUUGGAGGAAGAUAUAUGCCUUCCUUCCAAAAUGAGCAAGAAGCCAACUGAACAAGUACUGUAUAGGUUUGCCCAGAUAAACAGACUGAAAGAACAUCAUGACAAAUGUGCUCAACGCAAUGAACAACUGUCAACAAGAACACUUGAAACUGAAAGAGGGGUGACUGAUUACUCACAGAAUGAUGAAUCUGAGAUAUCUUGUGAGGAAUCCUCCUUUUCUGACUACAGUGACAAAGAAUGUGUCCCUGUUACAGACGGUAGCUCAUCAGACAACAGUUGUGAAAGUAAAGAACUAAAUAUCUGUCAUGCUGAGACAGUGAAGAGUACAGCAGACACGAGUACAAGCUCAUCCUAUCACAGUUCCACAUCUGUGACACCGAUGCCUACUAAAGUGCAAAAAAAUAGAUACAAGAAGAUACAAUAUUGUGCCUAUUGUCAGAAGCCAUACUCUAAAAUCGCACGGCACUUGGAGUUUGUUCAUCGCAAUGAACUUGAGGUAGCUAAGGCAUUCAGCUUCGACAAAAGGUCAAAGGAAAGAAGAGUGAGAUUACGCCUUUUGAAAAGUAGAGGGAACUUUGCCCAUAAUGCUGCAGUUUCAAAAGCCGGAAAUGGGGAAAUGGUUGCUUGCAGACGGCCCAAAGAAGUAAAAUCUACCUACGACUUCACUCACUGUAUCCACUGUCACGGUCUGUACAACAGAAAGACACUAUGGAGACACAUCCGAACAUGCCCCCAGAACCCCAAAAAUGAAAACCGCACAUUUGGGCAGAAGAGAGUUCAGUCAAUCAACAGCUUGACCCUUCCUCCACCAGUGGAUGUUAGCAAAAGUCUAUGGACCAUUGCUUGCGAGAUGGUGAACGAUGAAGUUGCAAAUGUUGUCAGAAAUGAUCGAUACAUUCUACUUUUAGGGGAGCAGAUGUACAACAGGCUGAAGUCACAGUCAAGAAGAAAUUACCACAUUAAGCAGAAAAUGAGGGAAUUAGCAAGGUUGCUCAUCACCGCCAGGUCACUGACACCCAUUCAUAAUAUGGAGGACUUCAUCCAACCCUGCAACUUUCCUCACGUUAUAAAAGCAGUAAGAGCAGUGGCAGGAUUCAGUGAGGAGACAAACACCUACAAGAUUCCAUCACUGGCACUGAAGCUUGGACACAGCUUGGUGAAGAUUGCCAACUCUGUGGAAUGCAAUGCACUGAUGUCAGGACGCGACACGGCUGCAGAGUCUGCACGAAACUUCAGACGUUUGUAUGAAAGCAAAUGGAAUGAGGUAGUGUCUGCAGCUGCACUGACUACUCUGGGUGAAGCUGCAUGGAAUAAGCCACAAGUCCUACCAUUUACAGAGGAUGUCAAAACACUGCACUCAUUUUUGAACUCAAAACAGCAGGAGUAUGUGGAUGCCCUACAAGAAAAAGCAAAUGGCAAAAACUUUGCCAAUCUUUGCAAAGUCAUGCUAGCACAGAUCGUUAUUUUUAAUAGACGAAGAGAGGGUGAAGUUUCCAAGAUGAAUAUUCAAUCUUACACGUCUAGAGACCAGGCACCAGUGCACAAAGAUAUCGCUGUGGGACUCAGUGACUUUGAGAAAAAGCUUUGCGGGUACUUCCAAAGGGUGGAAAUACGUGGUAAGAGGGGGAGGAAGGAACCAGUGUUGCUGACCCCUGAUAUGGUUGUGGCCAUGGAUCUCCUUGUAAACAUGAGAGAAAAGUGUCAAGUUCCUGUGGAAAACCAGCAUUUGUUUGCUCGUCCAGGUGCUCUGUCUCAUUAUCGUGGUGGAGACUGCAUUCGCCAGUACGCCCAAGCCAGUGGUGCAAAGCAUCCAGAUGCUCUUUGCUCAACAAAGCUGCGUAAGCAAGUAGCUACAUUAUCCACAGUAUUAAACCUAAAAGACAAUGAGAUGGAUCGACUGGCCAACUUCCUUGGCCAUGAUAUCAGAGUUCAUCGGGAGUUCUGCCGCCUCCCUGAAAGCACUCUACAGCUUGCAAAGAUUAGUAAACUCCUCAUUGCAAUGGAAAAAGGGAAACUGCCUGAACUCCAGGGUAAAGGAUUAGAUGGUAUAACAAUAGAUCCACAAGAUGAAAUGGAUGCGUCCAGCAACAGUUCCAGUGAUGAGGCAGAACUGCAAACUUCAAGCUGCAGAAGUCAAGAGUAUGAGGAUCAUGUGAAUGGUACAUGCGUUUAUUCCAGUUCUAUACAUUAUUAUUCCUCCAGCUCUGCCUUUACUCCAUUACUCUGGAUAAUUACGCUAGAUAGGAAGUGUACAUUUCAGCAAUUGCAUGAGUCACUAUGCUGUACUUUAGAUUGUUGCUGGUUUUUUCCACUAUCAGCAGGCAACCUGCAAGACGAGGGACCUCAAGACGAGGGACUCAAAGUAUCUUCAAAGAAAAAGGCCAAGCAGGGCACAAAAGUCAGUGUCAAAAGGAAGUGGUCGGAAGAAGAGGUUGGAGCGGUUGAAAAGCAUAUGAUGCAUUUCAUACGCAGCUGUCGAGUGCCUGGGAAGAUGGACUGUGUCUCAUGCCUGCUGGCCGAACCUCAGGCACUGAAAAACAGAGAGUGGUCGGCUAUUAAGUUUUAUAUUAAUAACAGAAUUACUGCUUUGAAAAGACAACAGAGUCGGUAGGACAGAUUUUCCUAUACAUUUAUUCGCUGUUAAAUCAAUUUGUGUUUUCACAUGUUUUUUUGUUUGUUUGUUUCUGCAGUUGGGAUGCUGUUUUAUCAUAAUUGUUGCUACAGCAAUAAUGGACAGCUUGCAACGGCCGCUGUGAAAGGUGUUUCUGUUUUAUUGCGUUGUCUCCAGUCAAACUCUGUACUUCAAAGCAAAACUAUGUUUUUAAUCAGUAUGAUUAUCUUGUUCUUAACUCUCACUCACUCUUCACUAUGUGGCCAAUAUCAGAGGUGGAAAGUAACGAAUUACAUUUACUCGCGUUACUGUAAUUGAGUAGCUUUUAGGUGUACUAUUUUUCAAAUCUGUAAUUUUACUUAAGUAUAUUUUGUUUGAAGUAUUGUACUUCGCUACAUUUUAAAACACAUUAAUUACUGAGUAAAAAAAAAAAUCGCUCCCUGGAAACUACUGCAGUAAAUAAUGGGCAGGAGAACAAACUGGCGCUAAAAUCAGAAGAAAGAUGCAGACGGACAAGACAGGCGUUAUGGUGCAGACUCAGCUCAAAACCAAACCCUGUUGUAUUCGGCUGAAGUUGAACUCGAACCCCUGGUCAUAUUUAAGCUCUAUUAUGCACUGUAAGCUGUGUUUGCCCAGGGAGACCAAACUAGCAGCUUAAAAAAUCUCGACAUCAACCCUUCGCAAGCAUGUAGAGGUAAGGUAAAUACUUGCAUCGUUGCAUUAGUGGUUAAAAUUAAGCUUUGCCAGUUUAGCAAAAGGUUUUGCACAAAUUAGCCAAAAAGACAGUGGUGCAAGGGUGUGCGAUAUAUUGUCUGUGAUGUUAUCGUAAUUGUUGUUUUAACGAAGUGCGAAAACCAAACAAAACUCUCAGUGCUGUGAAGUCUAGUAGAUUCUACCUGGUCUCAUGGCAUUUUCAACACUUUCACACAAAUUUACAGAGUUGUGAUUAAUAAAGUGUAAUUUUCGCACAAUUACUUGAAGAACAUCAUGCUAUGACUUCAAAACAAUAUUAAUAUGCUGGGAGAUUUGAAAACUGAUGCUUUUGAACGUUAGCAUCACACACAUCCAGCUUCAUAUCUAUGUGUUUUCAUAGAUGAUAAGUUUGUUCGGUAGCUCACGGAGUACGGAGACGGAUUUAGGAGACGAGAAGCACCGGUUCGAAUCCCGUGUAACUACGGUUCGACAAAGCAGUUAAAAUCUGCGUAAAAGGAAGUUCAAAUGGCACAGUUGCAUCAGCUAAUACAUUUUUAUAUCAGUUUUGCAUUUGUUAACACUAUCGGGUAGGUUUAGGGCUGGAUUUGGUGUAGGGCAUAUUUCCAACACGAUAGAGCAUUAACCUUUAGCGACAGUCCGCGGAUAUUUGAAUUCUGAACCGCCACAAUACGUAUCUGAAGCAACGUAAUAAAAAAACAGCAAUACGUACCAAUAUCUACGUAAUAAAAACGUGCCAGGGUUCACAUAUUGAACCUGUGUUUUAGCGCCACUCAGUGGACAUUUCUAUUUGAAACUGCGGCGAAACGUGCAGCAAGGUGCGUAAAACGGUGUCACACAAAAAGUGCGCAGAGGUACGUAUUUUUAUGAGACCAGGUUGCGUAGAUUAGACUAGUGCGAGUGCACAUUUAAACUGUGUUCUUUCACUGCGUGAUUCAGUCUGUUAAAAUGCAUUUAAAACGAUCACAAAAUUGAAGAUAUAGGGGCAGAAAAUGUAUAUAUUUAUAUCAUUUCAUACAGUAAAUCGAUAUCACACGAAGAGUGCCGCUUUUUCUCCAAGAAUCAGCAUGAUAUAUAGAUUUUUUACAAUAGUUCAAAAAACAAGUUGUUAAUUAAGAGACUUGCGUUUUAGACACCAUAUUGCCUGUUUUUGCUCUAUUUCGACAACAAAAAUAAUCCCAAAUGCAGCCACAGCACAGUUUUGCGUCUCCGAGCGACAUAACGGUGUUUCUUUCCUGAAUGAAUCAACUGUUUAAAUGAUUCGGUUCAAUCGCAGUGACUCACUUAUUAACAGUGACUUGGUGACACCUACUGGCGGUAUUAAUGUCACAUUUAAAAAUAUUUUAUAUAUAUAUAAUUUCAAAUGAGUAUUCAACAUUUUAUGUCUUGCAUAUCAAAACAUUAUUUCUGCAUGUGUAACUGCAGGUUAAAUGCAUUCAUGUCCUGCAUUAAACAGUGUGUAAAUACAUAUAUGCCACUUCAGAUGAAGCUUCUGUGUUUCCUCUGUUUUGCAAAGAUGAAUUUUGUUGAUAUUGAUUUAAUUUGCCUGGUAACAGCCCAAAUGUCUUAUUAUUCUAAAUAACGGAUUCCUUUAAUUAAAGACAACUAGUUUGAGAUUUAUAGGCCUGUCCCAGGGGUGUCAAACUCAGUUCCCGGAGAGUUUAGUUCCAGCGCUGCUCCAACACACAAACCAUGUAGUUUUCAAAUAAGCCUAAAUGAUUAGAUUAGCUGGAUCAGAUGUGUGUAAUUAGGGUUAUAUCUAAACAGUGCAGGGCUGUGGUCCUCCAGGAACUGAUUUUGAGACCCUUGGCCGAUCCCAUUUUUGCUUCCCUCCCACUGUUAAAAUGUAACUAAGUAAUAUUUACUUUGAGUAAAUUUUAAAUGAGCUACUUUUUACUUUUACUUGAGAAGAUUUUUAGACUGGUACUUUUACUUGUACUUAAGUAAAAUUUCAUUAAUGUAAUGGUACUUUUACUUGAGUAAAAUAUUUUCAUACUCUUUCCACCUCUGGACAAUAUGUAGCCUAGGUAUGAUUUAGAUAUCAGUGUAUGUGUGUUUAUAUGUCCUGAAAGGUGAUGCAAUUAAUAUUUGUCCUCAUAUAAGUUUGUGCAAAAAUAUGCUGUAAAUAAAAAUCUCAACAGAUGACUGUCAUAACA